Messenger RNA from Thelazia callipaeda (thelaziosis nematode), 621 nucleotides. The record is from the annotation of a GenBank genome assembly. NCBI's taxonomy places the organism in Eukaryota, Metazoa, Nematoda, Chromadorea, Rhabditida, Thelaziidae.
AUGGGUAAUCGAAAGUCAUUAGCUAGAGAGGAAGAUGGCAAACCGAAACAAAAAUGCUACAAUCAGUUAUAUAGAUAUGUUGAUAUGCAUGGUGGUGGCGAAUUACUGCCAUGGAUUCGAUAUGCUAAAGAUAAUGGCGAUUUUUCGCUGAUCGAUGAAUUACUUGAUACUAAGAUAAAGAAUUUUAUGCACAAUUCCGGUAAAGGAAAAAUGGUAGCAGUUGCUGAAUUAGUGAAAGUACGCAAUGAAGAACGUAAUGCCAUGUUAAGUGCCUUAAAACGUAAAAAAGGAAAAGGAAAAAGUGGACCAAAUAUUUUAGAUAAUUUCAAUCAAGAAGGCGAAAAUCAAGGAGAUCUAAAGAAAGCAUUAAAACUACUAGAAGGUGGUGGACGACGUGGUGAAGCAGAUUCAAAGUAUCGUGAAGUUGUAUGGAAAUUAGAUGAACGUGGGAAUAUGGGUGAGAAUCUUGUUGGCAUAUGUUUAUUGCAAGGAACUGCAAUGCAUAAUCAGUUAGCUCGUCGACUGAUCAUAAUGUAUCCAAAACUUGUCAAUGAUAUUUUUAUCAGCGAAAAUUACUAUGGUAUGAUUGAAAUUACUAUCAAUUUAGACAAAUUUGAAUAG